This is a messenger RNA of Pelodiscus sinensis (Chinese soft-shelled turtle), 936 nucleotides long. Its product is annotated as olfactory receptor 51G2-like. Gene Ontology annotation, biological process: G protein-coupled receptor signaling pathway. Gene Ontology annotation, molecular function: olfactory receptor activity; G protein-coupled receptor activity. NCBI's taxonomy places the organism in Eukaryota, Metazoa, Chordata, Testudines, Trionychidae. The record is from RefSeq and is a predicted model, not a curated record. Gene Ontology annotation, cellular component: plasma membrane.
AUGUUGGCUACCAAUGACACCAAAUCCCAUUCUGCAGUUUUUCUUCUCACCGGAAUACCCCGGCAGGAAAAUGUGCAUCUCUGGAUCUCUCUCCCCUUCGGCUUAAUGUAUCUGAUUUCCCUAGUAGGCAAUUCAUUCCUUCUGUUCAUUAUAAAAACAGACCCAACCCUCCAUGAGCCCAUGUACAUUUUCCUUUCCAUGUUGGCCCUUACGGACCUUGGCUUAUCGAUAACCACCAUGCCAACAAUCCUGGGCAUGUACUUGUUUAAUUCUAAUGAGAUCAGCCUCGAUGCCUGUUUUGCCCAGGUCUUUUUCAUCCACACACUUUCAUUAACUGAAUCCUCUAUACUGCUACUGAUGGCUUUUGAUCGCUUUGUUGCCAUCUGCAACCCACUGAGAUAUGCUUCCAUCUUAACUCCACCGAGAAUAGCCAAGAUGGGGCUGGUAUGUGUGCUGAGAUCGGUGGCCCUAAUAUUCCCAGUCCCUUUUCUCCUGAAACGAUUCCCAUACUGUCGAGUCAACGUCCUCUCCCAUUCCUACUGCCUGUAUCAGGAGGUCAUGAAGUUGGCUUGUGCGGACAUCACCGUCAACAGUAUCUAUGGUUUCUCUGUAAAACUCUUAACAGUGGGAUUGGAUGCUCUGUUCAUCUUCCUCUCAUAUGUGAUGAUCCUCAAAACAGUGCUAAGCAUCGUGUCCCACACGGAGAGCCGCAGGGUCCUGAACACCUGCGUCUCCCAUCUCUGUGCCCUCUUGCUCUUCUACAUACCUGAGAUUGGUUUGUCUGUGAUACACAGAUUCGGGAGUUGCUCUUCUCACUUGCUUCAGGUUCUCUUUGGAUAUGUCUACCUACUCAUCCCACCCCUGAUGAACCCAAUCGUGUACAGUGUGAAAAGCAAACACCUGCGUGCAAGGGUCAUCAGGGUGUUCAUCAAAUGA